This is a messenger RNA of Tachyglossus aculeatus (Australian echidna), 1550 nucleotides long. RefSeq names its product splA/ryanodine receptor domain and SOCS box containing 3 (gene SPSB3). Gene Ontology annotation, cellular component: SCF ubiquitin ligase complex. The record is from RefSeq and is a predicted model, not a curated record. Bases 53 to 1105 code for a protein of 350 amino acids. The transcript has 7 exons. Gene Ontology annotation, molecular function: protein binding. Gene Ontology annotation, biological process: proteasome-mediated ubiquitin-dependent protein catabolic process. NCBI's taxonomy places the organism in Eukaryota, Metazoa, Chordata, Mammalia, Monotremata, Tachyglossidae.
GUCUUCCUCCUCUUCUUCCUCCUCGUCAGAGCCCCGUCCCCUGCCUGGCACCAUGGCCCGACGUGCCCACGGCAGCCGGGCCUGGCGCUUCGUCCUGAGCGGGGUCCGCCCUGACCCCCGGCCGGCGGUCCUUUCUUCAGGUGCCCCCUCCUGGGGCUACGAUUCCGACGGGCAGCACAGCGACUCGGACUCGGAGACGGACUUCCCUCCGCCGCCCGCCUCGAUCCCCAGCGCGGUGCCCGUGACCGGGGAGUCCUUCUGCGGCUGUGAGAGCCACGCCCAGCCCCCGGCCUGCUCCGGCCUCCACUCCGGCCUCCACCCCGUCCACCGCGCCGAGGACUGCCGCUGCGGGGAAGAGGAUGACCAUUUUGAGUGGGCCUGGGACGACCUCCACAAGUCCCCCGCCGCGCUGCUGAGCUGCGACAACCGCAAGGUGAACUUCCACACGGAGUACAGCUGCGGCACCGCCGCCGUCCGCGGCACCAAGGAGCUGGCCGACGGCCAGCACUUCUGGGAGAUCAAGAUGACCUCGCCCGUCUACGGCACCGACAUGAUGGUGGGCAUCGGCACGUCAGACGUGAACCUGGACAAAUACGGCCACACGUUCUGCAGCCUCCUGGGGAAGGAUGAGGACAGCUGGGGCCUCUCCUACACAGGGCUCCUCCACCACCAGGGCGACAAGCGGACCUUCUCGUCCCGCUUCGGCCAGGGCUCCAUCAUCGGCGUCCACCUGGACACCUGGCACGGCACGCUCACCUUCUUCAAGAACCGCAAGUGCAUAGGCGUGGCCGCCACCAGGCUGCAGAAAAAGAAGUUCUACCCCAUGGUCUGCUCCACGGCGGCCAAGAGCAGCAUGAAGGUGAUCCGCUCCUGCGCCAGCCUCACCUCCCUGCAGUAUCUGUGCUGCCAACGCCUGCGCCAGCUGCUGCCCGCCCGCGGCGACACGCUGGAGGCCCUGCCCCUGCCCCCGGGCCUCAAGCAGGUGCUGCAGACCAAGCUGGGCUGGGUGCUCGGCCUCAGCUGCCCCGGCCCCCGAUCCCCCGCCCCGGCCCAGGGACCCGCGGGCCCCGGGCCCCGGCAGAGGAAGCGGUGCCGACGGUCUUAGCCGGACGGUCCCCCGGGCCGGGGCGGGGCGGCGUGACUGCCUCUCUCCUCCUCCUCCUGCUCUGCCCACGCCGAAGGGGGUCUGGGUGGGGUCCCCUGGCUGAUCCUCCCUCCCCGUGGAGUGGGCUCCCGCUGACUCUCGGCCCUGGCGAUGCCCGAGCGGAGCUGCCCACCGCAGCUCCUGAGAUGUGGCUGCGGAGGCCGGCCGGAAACCGCUCCGAGCCUCUGCCCGGGGGAGGGAGGGGCGGGGGACAGUCCCCUACUGACUGGACACCUCGCCUCGUGGCCUUGUUGGAGCCCAAGCCCCCCGCCCGGGGCCCGGGAUCCGUUUUUAAAGCAAAGACCACCACCACCACCACCACCACCAUGACCGCCACCGCUUUGCACGUCCGCACCCUCUGCCCUUCCUGUAUCGGGGAGCCUCUAUUAAAUUUGCAAGGGAGCCA